This is a messenger RNA of Symbiodinium natans, 1647 nucleotides long. The record is from the annotation of a GenBank genome assembly. Lineage: Eukaryota; Dinophyceae; Suessiales; Symbiodiniaceae.
AUGUUCAGCCACAUGCUGCGCCCAGAGCUGAAGCUGACGCUAGCAGUGUCGGAUGGAAUGGAGGAAGCCUUCUUCUUGGCUGACAAUGAUGUGCCGACCACGGCUGACUUCGACAUGACUAUCAUCAUGGACGUCGUUCGUCGCUCUUAUGAGCUGAGCCAGCAGUCAGGCCGGGCCUUCCCUGAAGUCCUUCGGCUUCACGCAGACAACGGCAGCGGUGAGCUGAAGAACCAGACAUGCAGCAAAUGCAUGGCUUGGAUGGUAUGGCUGCGUUUGUUUAAGAGCAUCCAGGUCACCCACUUCAUGGCAGGCCAUAGCCAUGGCCUGCCUGACCAAAGAUUCUCCGAGGUGAGAGAGAAGCUUUUUGCUGUUGUUGGUGUUUUGGAAGACCCGGCCGAUUACAUGAAGAUCAUCGAGAAAGUGGAGCCCCGGGAAGGGCGCAAGCAACGGAUCUCCCGCUUGCAUGCUCUGUACGACUUCAAGUCCUUCUUUGAUGACAUGGAGGUGAAGAUGUCAGGCCAUACACAAACGCAGGGCAAGGAACGGGCCAAUCAGCAAGCUGUUCAUUCCUUCAGCUUCGUUCUCCGGGAGGACUACCAGAACCUCGCCGGCCUUGGGCUGGAGUUGGAGUCGAACUUUGACGAGGAGCCCCACCCGCACGACGUCAUCAUGAUGCUGAAGGCAUACAUGUCAGAUGACACCUACACGCAAGCCAUGGUUUUCGCACCAAAUGCUGCGCUAAAGCGUUUGGCUCCUUUCCCUUUGUCCAUACUCCCACGCAAGCAGAUGAACCCGCAGACCCGGAAAGAUCUUCAGAAAACGAUUGAGAAGAUCCAGGCUGCCCCGUGGUCCUUCAACCGAGCAGCAGAUUACCUCCGUGAGCUUCUGGCACAGGCGGGGGAAACGCCACAGGCUCCUGGCGAGUUCCCCCUGGCAGCCUUCGCAGGUCGCAUCCCAUGGAGUGUCCGGGAGUACCAGGCGACAGACAUGCUUAAGGAAGCAGACUUUGCGUGGGCUCGGCGUGAACCUGCUCGGGUGACAGUGGCUCCCAAGAUCAAGGCCACUGCGGCGAAGAAGGCAGCAAGUAAGAAGAGUGUGGUGGCCACGGAGGCUGCAUCUUCGUCCAACGCCGUGACCAGCCAGAAAGAUGAUGCGGGUGGAAGGAAGCGCGCUACUAAGCGCCCUGCUGCCGCCAUGAGGAGGCCGGCAGCUGCGUUCAAGCGAACUUGUGCCCCUUUCUUCCCAGGGCCUGGUCUGGAGCUGCCGACGGAUGCAGAGUCUAUGGUCUCGUUGCCAAGUCCGCCUGAUGAGGUGGAUGACGUGAGAGGCUCCUUGCCCAGCCCGGCCCCGGCGCUGGAGGUUCCCGAGGUCAACGGCAAUCCUCCGCAACUCCCUGAGAGUGAAGCCACUGAGCCGGCGCCUGAGGCUGAAGCCGCCGGGUCCGUGUCCGAGCCUGCUGAGCCAGCUGCUGGUGCUGCAGCACAGACAGGUGAAACCUUGCCACUCCGUGGUGGUUUCUCGCUCCGCCUUCCGGGGCACAUCAACCUUGGCUGUGCCAAAUGCCGUUAUGCCAGGACUGGAUGCAAGACCUGCCGCACAGCACGUGGCUUUCAUUUGGAGGGCCAGGUUUGGAUGCCACCUCCGUGA